Suillus paluster is the source of this 1634-nucleotide messenger RNA. RefSeq lists its product as uncharacterized. Bases 77 to 1564 code for a protein of 495 amino acids. Lineage: Eukaryota; Fungi; Basidiomycota; Agaricomycetes; Boletales; Suillaceae. The record is from RefSeq and is a predicted model, not a curated record. The transcript has 2 exons.
UUAGCGCCGUUUACCCCUUUCUACGUGUACCAGCAUAUUCUUACGAUCUUCAUCCUCCAUCUCAAUAUUUUCCAAUAUGAUUUCUACCGUCAUGAAUGCUACCGCCCGUGUCGCCCUCUCCAGCUUACUUACAGCAACUUUCUUCAAACGGACCGUCAUUGAUCAUACUGUUGAGGUCCUGUCAAAAGCGGAGAAAGUUUCCGCUGGCCUCAUCGCAUACACAGUCUGCUCGUCGUCAAUCAUGCUUGUUCUGGCAUCCGACUCAGUAGCUAAGAAGUUCCUCCGCAACGACGCCAAGUAUCUACCCACUCCGCAGGACGACGCCGCCGACCACAAUCCUGCAUUUUCUGACGACACCUUCACCCCCGCUACGCCUCAGCUCGCCGAAUUUUAUUGCCUGCCAUCUCCUUCAACAUCAUUGCGUUUAAUUGAAUCAACAGACACAAUAGCCGCUCUCGUCACGUGUUCUAAUACCUGCAUCAGUCUCACUUCGCCGCACUCCAAAUAUUGCCUGUCACCUAUCGACUCAAAUAGUAGUACUACCGUCUUCUCGGACGAUGCUUCGGAUACCAAUGACUACGAGUCUUUUGGUGACGACAACACUUUCCACGAGGACGAUUUUUCUGUACCAAAACAAACUAUGCUCGACACUCUAGUCGAAAAAAUGCGAGCCCUAACACUCGACGACCUUCCUCGUCUAUCCACUCUUCAACCGCUCAUUCUAGUCGCCAACCACCAGACAGCAUCUACGUCUUCUCCUCCGAGUCUUCUUGAACUCGCCACCUCCAUGGAUGCGCUCAUUCGAUGUAUGAAUGCGCUUUCUCUCUCCGACAGUCCGCCUGACGAUCCUGAUGUCUUUCUUCCUGACCCGGACGACGCCUUGAGCCGAACUAUGGAGAUGCUUUCUAUCUCUGAUAUGUUGCCUUUCACGCCCAAGCUGAAGCCCCCAAUUCCGGUUACGAAGCGCGCCGCAGCUCAACUCAAAUUUCUCCCUCCUACUAGUACUCCGUCUCCACAGCCUACAAUCAAAUUGACGUGCGACAAAACGGCCUCCAUCCUUGUCCCCUACGACCUGGAGCUUUACCGCCCAAAAGAUUUGAGGCCGCCGCCACUUAAUACGCACUCGCACGCACACCUACGCAUCACACACCGCCGCCGAUGGUCCCCUACGACCCAUCCGGACGACGCACCAUACCACAUAUCCUCCUUCAACACGGUCCACCACGACCCGGAGCUUCACCGCCUACGAAGUCGAAGGCUAAUGCCAGUCUACCCAUCCGCCACGCCGCGGGUCUACAACGCCAGCCUAGGUCCCCUACGACCCAAUUCCGGCGGUUCACUAAACGGCCUCCUUCAUCGUCCCCUACGACCUGAAGUUGGAUUCGAAGGCCGCCGCCCACUAUUACGCACACGUCUACCGACCCGAAUCGCUUUUCGCUUCAUUCUCCCCACAGAGGUAUUUUUGAUUUGUUUUUUCCUCGACUGUAUGAGACGGACAUUGGACUUAUCUCUCGCGUGUUUCUUUUUUCUUCUCUUUUCCUUCCCUCCCAAGAGGCAUCUUUGAUUUCUUUUCCCCUUUGUACGAGACAGACAUUGGACUCACCUCCAGCAUGUACGCUUAUUCUUCUCAUUUC